Molecule: messenger RNA, 624 nt
Organism: Lottia gigantea (owl limpet)
Lineage: Eukaryota; Metazoa; Mollusca; Gastropoda; Lottiidae
Exons: 2
Coding region: 1-624 (207 amino acids)
Molecular function (GO): GTP binding; GTPase activity
Source: RefSeq, a predicted model, not a curated record
AUGGCCACUGGCUUACCCACAUAUAAAGUGAUACUAUGUGGAGAAUAUGGGGUAGGAAAAAGUUCAAUAUUUCGAAGGUUUAUGAACAAUACGUAUGUGGUGUCCAAUGAAAAGAAGACUACUAUAGGUUUAGAUCAAGCAUCAAGAAUUGUUAAUGUAAAUGGAACAGAUGUCAAGUUAUUAUUAUGGGACACGGGUGGAAUGGAAAGAAUGAGUUUUAUAGGAUCAAGUUAUUAUCGGGGAGCCCAGGCAGCGUUAUUGUGUUAUAGUGUUAAUAAUAAGGAAACAUUUAAUAUCUUAUCUCAGUAUAUCCUUGACAUUGUCAUGAAUGCCGAGGGAGCGAAAAUAUUUCUGUGUGGUAACGUUAUGGACUGUGGUGAUGAUAAGGAAAAGGUCACAGAAGCAGACGUUGAUAGAUUCACGGAGGAAUGUGAUAAUGUGUUAUCAGGUGUAUAUAAAGUCUCGUGUAGAGACAAUAUAGGAAUUAAUGAAAUGUUUAAAGAUAUUACAGAGAAAUUACAUGAAAUGAGUGUAAAUAAAAUGACAUUACGGAGAGAUAUGGUAAUACGCCCCGGUGAAACACCUGAAUUAACCAAAGAUACUUCGAAGAAGAGAUGUUGUUGA